AUGAAGAUAGUAAAGGAAGCUUUAGGUGUUGGGGACUUGGAAUUUGUUUCUUGCAGUAGCACAGUAUACAAUACCAUGUUGCAGGAUUGGAUGAAAAAUCUUGAAGUGGGUAUUCCUGCUCUUCUUGAGGAUGGAAUCAAGUUACUUGUGUAUGCCGGAGAAAAAGAUCUAAUAUGCAAUUGGCUUGGGAAUUCAAGGUGGAUUGAUGCCAUGAAGUGGUCAGGUCAGACAGCAUAUAAGGAGUCUCCUACAACUCCGUUUUUGGUUGAUAGUGAAGAAGCAGGAAUUCUGAAAAGCCAUGGACCAUUGGCUUUCCGCAAGUUGAAAGAGGCUGGUCACAUGGUUCCUAUGGAUCAACCAAAAGUUGCACUUCAGAUGUUACAAGAAUGGAUGCAAGGGAAACUGAUAUGA
This is a messenger RNA of Medicago truncatula (barrel medic), 411 nucleotides long. RefSeq names its product serine carboxypeptidase 3-like. The transcript has 3 exons. Gene Ontology annotation, biological process: proteolysis. Lineage: Eukaryota; Viridiplantae; Streptophyta; Magnoliopsida; Fabales; Fabaceae. The record is from RefSeq and is a predicted model, not a curated record. Gene Ontology annotation, molecular function: serine-type carboxypeptidase activity. Bases 1 to 411 code for a protein of 136 amino acids.